This is a messenger RNA of Pongo pygmaeus (Bornean orangutan), 3009 nucleotides long. It is a transcript of the gene PRIMPOL, whose product is annotated as primase and DNA directed polymerase. Gene Ontology annotation, biological process: DNA replication, synthesis of primer; mitochondrial DNA replication; error-prone translesion synthesis. The coding region runs from base 1066 to 2832 and encodes 588 amino acids. The record is from RefSeq and is a predicted model, not a curated record. Gene Ontology annotation, molecular function: chromatin binding; DNA-directed DNA polymerase activity. The transcript has 16 exons. Lineage: Eukaryota; Metazoa; Chordata; Mammalia; Primates; Hominidae. Gene Ontology annotation, cellular component: mitochondrial matrix; nucleus.
GCCCUGGUCCCGCCCUCGCGUCCCGCGCCAGUCCUCGCGCUUUGGUCCCGCCCCGAGGGCCGGCCCGGCUCCCCCGCCCCGGAUUUGAAUUCUGGGUCUUCCUGAGAGUCCGCGGGCUUCCGCUCCCAGCGCGGGAUUCUGGAGGGAAAUUGAGCGAAACUUGGAAACCGCGCCAGGCCCAACGGGUACCUAGAAGGGAGACAAAGCCAGGCCUGCUGCCCAGUUUGAGCUCUGGGAGGAAGAGGAGCAGGCCGGGACGCCCACCGGUAAUUUCUGUCUCCUCUGCGAUGACCUGAGGCCUUUGGGUUAUCCCCGGGUCCCUCUCCCUAAAUCAAAAGCCUUAACCUCCUGUCACCAGGGUGCCCGGCUAGAAAUAACCAGGUCCACGCAUGCUGUGUUUUCCACCAUGUCAGGCUUCUAUGGACGCUCUUUCAAUCACAAAAGCCACGAGCUGCGUGGAGUUCCCAAGGAGGCAGUUCUCAGCACUUGCUGGUCACUGGGUAGUCAGAGCCUGGACACACAGGCUCAGGCCGCUCCACGAGUCAUAGUAGUGUACUUAAUCCACAUAUAAAUGCUACAGGUUAAGCAUCCCACAACAAAGUAGCAUUUAAUAUCAUGAGGAAAAAGAGAUAAGACAAAGAGAUUAACGAACCAAUCCAGAGGGAGUGAAGAAGAGGAAAAGAAGCCUGGUUUGGGCCGAGAGGUCUUUCUGCAAAGACAGCGUCAAUUAAGCCGGCUGUUUGGAGCUGCCGAAGGCCUCAUCUUUUAUAGUCACAGAGUCCUGUGGUGAGAACUGAGGUGUCCCAGAGGUGACAGAACUUGAUCUGGGCCUGGAAGGGGAAGAAUUCGGGAAAGGCAACGUGGGGCUUUCCAGACCAAGCCCCAGUUGUCUUCUGAUGCUCACCCCAGCUGUUAAAAUUUUCAAGCUGUGCAGAUGUGAAGGAGGCAUGAUAUAUACUGAACUUCUCUUUCUUCUUCUGUUGAUGCUCGUGGUCUCCCCAGUUCAUAGUAAUUGAUAGAAAUAUUACGUGGGAUAGGAUUUAUUCUCUCCACACUUCUGAACCAAUGAAUAGAAAAUGGGAAGCAAAACUGAAGCAAAUUGAAGAACGAGCAUCUCAUUAUGAGAGGAAACCGUUGUCCUCAGUGUAUAGACCAAGAUUGUCCAAGCCAGAAGAACCACCCUCCAUUUGGAGACUAUUUCAUCGACAAGCUCAAGCUUUUAAUUUUGUUAAAAGCUGUAAAGAAGACGUUCAUGUAUUUGCUUUGGAAUGCAAAGUAGGAGAUGGACAACGUAUUUACCUUGUGACAACCUAUGCUGAAUUUUGGUUUUACUAUAAAUCCAGAAAAAAUCUCUUACACUGCUAUGAAGUUAUUCCUGAAAAUGCUGUGUGCAAGCUUUAUUUUGAUUUGGAAUUUAACAAACCUGCCAACCCAGGAGCUGAUGGGAAAAAGAUGGUUGCAUUACUCAUUGAGUAUGUGUGUAAAGCACUUCAAGAGUUAUAUGGUGUUAAUUGCUCAGCUGAAGAUGUUUUGAACUUGGAUUCUAGCACUGAUGAAAAAUUCAGCCGGCAUUUAAUAUUUCAGCUCCAUGAUGUGGCAUUUAAAGAUAAUAUUCAUGUUGGUAAUUUUUUGAGAAAAAUUUUGCAGCCUGCUCUUGACUUGCUUGGCACUGAAGAUGAUGAUAGCGCUCCAGAGACAACAGGCCACGGAUUUCCCCAUUUUUCGGAAGCACCUGCAAGACAAGGAUUUUCUUUCAACAAAAUGUUCACAGAAAAGGCUACAGAGGAAAGCUGGACAUUGAAUUCAAAGAAACUGGAGAGGCUGGGGUCAGCUGAGCAAAGCAGUCCUGACCUUUCAUUUCUAGUUGUGAAGAAUAACAUGGGAGAGAAGCAUCUUUUUGUAGAUCUCGGAGUUUAUACAAGAAAUAGAAACUUUCGGCUAUAUAAAUCAUCAAAAAUAGGAAAGCGUGUGGCUUUGGAAAUUACUGAAGAUAACAAAUUUUUUCCUAUACAGUCAAAAGAUGUUUCUGACGAAUAUCAAUAUUUUCUCUCUUCUUUGGUCAGCAAUGUCAGUUUAAAUGUGAAUCUUACAGAGGUGGAGGGUUCUUCUACUGAAUACAGUUACCUUGUCUUUUGUGUAUUCCAAGUAAAUACCAGGUUCUCAGAUACUUUACGAAUUCUUACAUGUGACCCAUCUCAGAAUAAACAAAAAGGAGUUGGAUAUUUUAACAGUAUCGGCACUUCAGUAGAAACCAUUGAAGGUUUUCAGUGUUCUCCCUAUCCUGAAGUUGAUCAUUUUGUUCUUUCUUUGGUGAAUAAAGAUGGCAUUAAAGGAGGAAUUCGGCGUUGGAACUACUUUUUCCCAGAAGAAUUACUGGUUUAUGAUAUUUGUAAAUAUCGGUGGUGUGAAAACAUUGGAAGAGCCCAUAAGAGUAAUAAUAUAAUGAUUCUGGUUGAUCUGAAAAAUGAAGUUUGGUAUCAAAAAUGUCAUGACCCUGUAUGUAAAGCAGAAAACUUCAAAUCUGACUGUUUCCCAUUACCUGCUGAAGUAAGUCUCCUGUUUCUUUUCAAAGAGGAAGAAGAGUUUACAACAGAUGAAGCAGAUGAAACUAGGAGCAAUGAAACCCAGAAUCCUCAUAAACCAUCACCUAGCAGGCUGUCAACAGGUGCAUCUGCUGAUGCUGUCUGGGAUAAUGGCAUUGAUGAUGCUUAUUUUUUAGAAGCUACUGAAGAUGCUGAAUUAGCUGAAGCUGCAGAGAACAGUCUUCUCAGUUAUAACAGUGAAGUGGAUGAAAUUCCUGAUGAACUAAUUAUAGAAGUAUUACAAGAGUAACUAAUUCACUAUGGACACGUUUGUCACCAGGCUAUAAUUUGCCUGAUGUCUGUGAGAUUUGAUAAAUAUAUCAUUCAACCUGUUUAUAUAAACUAAGUUUUAUCACUUUGCUUUCCAAUUUUUGUUUUUUACUUCUGUAAACCAAUUUCAUUAAAAAUUAGCUUUGGUGUACUUAAA